UGAUUUAUCCAUCUUCUUUUUAAAUCAACACGAUUAGUUCUUGGGUUUUCCCCUCCCCACAACAUACAUAUAUUCCCCACCCUGAAAACGUCUCUGUGACCCAAGCAUUUUGCAGGUAACAGUUGCUUCUCCCUUUAGAGCUUGCCGCGAUCCUCUUCUCACACAAAUGGGUCGCCAUUCCUGUUGUGCGAAGCAAAAGUUGAGGAAAGGCUUAUGGUCCCCUGAAGAAGACGAGAAGCUUUUCAACCACAUAACUAGAUUUGGGGUUGGCUGCUGGAGCUCCGUCCCAAAACUAGCUGGACUUCAAAGAUGUGGAAAGAGUUGUAGAUUGAGAUGGAUAAACUAUCUGAGGCCUGAUUUGAAGAGAGGCAUGUUCUCGCAACAAGAGGAGGAUAUUAUUCUGAGUCUCCAUGAAGUUCUGGGCAACAGGUGGGCUCAGAUUGCAGCGCAGUUGCCAGGAAGAACAGAUAACGAAAUCAAGAACUUCUGGAAUUCAUGCUUGAAGAAGAAGCUGCUGAAACAAGGGAUUGACCCAGCCACCCACAAACCCUUCACUCAAAUCAAGCAGGAGAACAAUAGCUUAGAAACACCAGCACCAUUAUCUCUGCAAAAUAUGCGUCAUUUCUCAAACUUAGCCUCCUCACAUCAGUCACAGGGAUCACCUUUUCUGAUAAGCAAUUCAAGCUAUCACGAUGCAGCUGUUUUAACAGAAGCCUCCUGCAGAGACGAAAUCCUGAUGAGCAUGAGCAAUAAGCCUCUUGAAUGGGUCGACCCUUUGUCGUACUACGACCCAUACACGAGUCAGUAUCAGUAUGGAACCAGUUCAAGCUACGGGAUCUGUUCAUUGCCGAGUUUGACAAGUUCGGAUCAGAACAACUUGUCGGCGAUAACGGAAUUCUCAGAAAACAAUAAUUCGGCUUCAAAGAUCAGUUCGAGCAAUAACAGCUCAAAUAUGAGCAGUUAUGUGAUGGAGCAUAAUAAUAUUGGAGGAGGGGUGUUAUCGUGGGAGGGAGAGAACAAGACGACGGAGGCUUCGUUUCAGUUUCAAAUGAAUGGUAUAAAAUCGGAGGAACUGAUGAACACAUGCUCGUGGCAAGAAGCGGUGCAGCUUCAGAAUCACAGUUCCAUGGAUUUCAACAGCUAUCCGUUAACGUCAUUCUCACAAGAUCUAACGGCAGCGACUUAUGAUGUAUUCCGGCAUAUAUGAACUGUAAAUUUUUUAUUUUUAAUAUUUUUUUCAAAAAAAUUUGGGAGCUCUCUUUCUCUGGUGUUGAAUGAAACAAGGUGACAAACGAUGUUGAUAGUACAGGAAAUUUCUAGCGAGCAAAUUAAAGAUUUUGAGAUGAUCCCACCACCUUCCCCCUACUACCUCUAUGUAAUUUUCCUAUUCUAGUAUCUGUUUUCAUCAGCACGAGUUUGAAUGAA
Messenger RNA from Neltuma alba, 1425 nucleotides. Its product is annotated as transcription factor MYB86-like. Bases 167 to 1207 code for a protein of 346 amino acids. Lineage: Eukaryota; Viridiplantae; Streptophyta; Magnoliopsida; Fabales; Fabaceae. The transcript has 3 exons. The record is from RefSeq and is a predicted model, not a curated record.